This is a messenger RNA of Drosophila obscura, 1831 nucleotides long. RefSeq lists its product as uncharacterized. Lineage: Eukaryota; Metazoa; Arthropoda; Insecta; Diptera; Drosophilidae. Bases 78 to 1550 code for a protein of 490 amino acids. The record is from RefSeq and is a predicted model, not a curated record. The transcript has 5 exons.
GGGAAUAUUCAGUUAGUCAGAUUCGUUGACCGAAUCCACAACCUAGAGUCUACAAAAUUGAAGUCUACAAGUACAAAAUGGAAGCCUACAAGUACAAAAUUGAAUUGCAAAUGAGCGACACGAGCGGACAACCGGGCAAGAGUCCGGCACCCGAGGCUAAGCCAGAAGGCAGGGAGUUUCUGGAUGAAGGGUCCAAGGAGGAUCUACUGGCGGACACGCAGGUGAUACGCCGGAGUCUGGAGAGCCAACUCGAUAAACUGCGCGAGGAGAAGAGGUGGGCGGAGCAGUGCAAUACCCAGCUUAAGAUCGACCUCGAUAAAAUCAAAAAGCGAUACAACGCCCUGGAGUCGGACUUUGAGGCCAUGGUGUUGGAGAAGGAGCUCAAGAUACAUUCGCUCGAACUGGCCCAGAUUCGAUGCCAGCAGCUGGAGCCAGAGAACGUGAGCCAGCAGCAGUACAUCACGCAGCUGGAGGCCAGGCAGUCGACCUUGGAGAACACCAAUGCCCAGCUGAAUAGGCACUUGAAUGACAUCGUGGCUGAGAUGAGUUCGUUCAAAGAUAUUUUACUCAAGAAUAAUAAGUCUCGCGUGGGUUUUUUUUGUCGAGAUGAUACUGUCACGCUGAAAAAGCAACUGGAAGGGCGGGACAAGGAGAUGCACCUGCUGAUUGAGCAGGAGCACGAGACACUAAAUACCGUGGCCACAUUGUAUGAGGAGAAAACACGACUGCAGCUGCGCAUUGUGAAAAUGGAAAAGAAAUGGGGCGCAUAUGCGCUGCGCCUGGAGCUGGAUCGGCACAAAGGCCUCUUGGUAGCUGCCCAAACGGAGGUGGAUCGGUUGACCCAACUGCACGCAGAGACGCAGGCAGGCGAAAUGAGAGCCAGAGAACUGCAGAUUCCCAAGUCCACGCCAGCGAAUGCCACUGUGCAAGCGUCGCACUUGCCGGCUCCAGCCCCAGCCCCAGUCGCAGUGCCAGUGGCAGUUACACCGCCUGUGGCGGAGGCUGUGCCCAAGCCAGAAGUAGUCGCCACUAGUGAUGCCCAAGAUGUGGAAUUCGGUCAGCCAGGCCAGCCGCUUCGUCAGUUCGAUGUGUGCCAAAAGUGCAGAAAAAUGGAAGUGAAGCGUGGCUCUGGUCACAAGAGUAAUUUUCUCGCAUGUAAGAGUUGCCAGCAAAAAUGGCAUUUUAACUGCCUUCCGCUGAAAUGUGAUGUCCUGGCCGUUGCACGCAAGAAAUACAAGUUCCCGGCUUGCCGCUACUGCCGCGUUUGCGGUACUAAGGGUGAAGAUCUGGCCAUCUGCUCUGAGUGCGUAUAUUCCUACCACCGCGAUUGCCAUGAUCCGCCAUUGGCCGCCUCUAGUCUUGGCGAGAGCCAGUGGAAAUGCCACGGCUGCGAGUUCGGCACUAACAACCAUAACAACUAUUCGGCCAGUCGGAUCCCGCUGGUCAGGAGCAGUCGCCACCAGCCAAGCAGGCAAAACUUCAGCAAGAAUCGAAGGAGCAGUCAACAAAAGCAGACGCAGACUCAGUCUCAGUCGCCGCCACAGCCCUAGAUCCAGCCACCAAGAAUGGUGAACCAAAGGAAGAGGAAAAACUCAAAAAGAGAAAAUCGAGGGCAAGGGCGAGUGAGGGCGAGAAAAAUCGUAUGUCUACGGAUGAACUGUCAAUGUGUCAAUGGAGCCUUUUGUAGUAGAGGAGAUCAACGAGGAGACCAACGAAGAGCCAGAAAUAAAUCUGGAUGAACCUGUACAAGAACAAUUUGAUGUAAAUGGGCCAGAAAAUCAGGCCGAAGGAGCUCUCCCCGAGGGAGAGUCAGAAAUGCCGCUGGAGAACA